Messenger RNA from Fusarium proliferatum ET1, 3072 nucleotides. RefSeq lists its product as uncharacterized. Gene Ontology annotation, molecular function: phosphopantetheine binding. The record is from RefSeq and is a predicted model, not a curated record. The coding region runs from base 1 to 3072 and encodes 1023 amino acids. The transcript is spliced from 3 exons. NCBI's taxonomy places the organism in Eukaryota, Fungi, Ascomycota, Sordariomycetes, Hypocreales, Nectriaceae.
AUGGCCCUGGAUGCACGGACAAUUGACGAGCUUGUGAGGCUCAAUGCUGAGCGCAACAAGGACCAUGUGGCAGUGAUCGAGUCGCCUGCAGGUGAUCAAGAUCCUCAGUCAUACACGUCCAAGCAAAUCGAUGACUUUGCAUUUCAUGUUGCAUGUGUUUAUUCUGAAAGAUACAAUUUGCGACCUCGGACCUCAUCUCGUCAAGAGCCUAAAGUUGUAGCUUUGUGCGGUAUCGGGGAUUUUGAGUAUCUCAUCACUGCACUCGCUAUCGCCAAGCUUGGUCAUACUACUUUGUUUCUGUCUCCAAGACUGCCUCUUGAGAGCUGUGCUGGACUUCUAAAAGUCUCGAAUACCGCUCUGCUUCUCGUUCAACAAGCCCAGCAACGUUUGGCGGAUUAUCUAAACAGCGAUUCUCCUGAUGUUGCAACUGGAGCUGUUGUGCCGAUCACUCACGGCUGCAGCUCAGAGAGCGAGCCAAGCACCAAUUUGACUGCAACUCUCGAUAUUGAAGCGGAGAGAAACACGGCAGUCUGGAUCCUCCACUCAAGUGGCUCGACUGGUCUUCCCAAGCUGGUUCAAGUUCCCAACGGCGCUGCACUGCAUCGCUAUACGGCAAAUCUCGGUAGUCUUGGACUCGACACGCUUACUACUGUACCACUCUAUCACGCAUUCGGAAUGAGCAGCUUCUUUCGUUGCUUCAUAAGCCAAAAGACCAUCCAGCUUUACUCGAGACUCCCCAUUACGACCAGUUGUCUCUUGCAAGUUACACAUAAUCGGACUUUCGGACUGUUUUCUGCUGUGCCCUUCACUAUCAAGCUGUUAGCAGAGUCAGAAGAGGGUAUGCGCUUUCUGCGUGGCUUCAAUGUUAUUACGACCGGUGGAUCACCAAUGCCGGAAGAUCUUGGCAAUGAGUUGGUCCGACAAGGGGUUCGGUUGGUGAGCGUCUAUGGAUCAUCAGAGACCGGUACACUCCUGACUUCGCUGCGCCCAGCUGGUGACCAUGAAUGGAGUUGGCUACGAGUCCCUGAGGAAGACGGCCAUCUUCUCCGGUUUGAACACCGAGGAUCUGGCACUUACGAGCUGAUCUGCACCAAGGAAUGGUCGAUGCUGGCGGAUUCAAACCAGGAAGACGGUUCAUGGAGAACUAAGGACUUGUUUACCAAGCAUCCAGCCAUUCCUGGUGCAUUCAAGUACGUCGGAAGAUUGGAUGAUAUCUUGGUGCUUGAGAAUGGUGAAAAGUUCAAUCCAAUCUCUGUCGAGAGUGAAAUCUCAAGCUCCCCGCUAAUAGAUGGAUGCAUCAUCUUUGGUACAGGGAAGCCAGCAGCCGGUAUCGCUGUGAUCCCUUGCGAGGUAGCAGACCACCUGACCAAGGACGAGUUCCGGCUCUUACUGAGGCGCACUAUCGAUAAGGCUCAGGCCUCGUUACCCAUGUAUGGCCGAAUCACGGAGGACAUGGUUCUUUUGUUACCUAAAGACUCAGUUGCUCCCCGGACGGACAAAGGAACCAUUAUACGGAGCAAGUUCCUAAAGGCCUAUGAACAGCAGAUCCAGGCCAUUUAUGAGAGACAGGAUGCGGCUGUUGAGUCCAGACAGUACACAAAAGAUGAGUUGUUCAAGUUCUUGUCAGAGCAGCUCAUAAGAGUUUUACACUUGUCUCCAGGGGUGGAACCCGGCCACAACCAAGACUUCUCAACUUUUGGUCUGGACUCUUUGCGAGCGAUGCAGCUUCGCAGCGCCAUAAUGAAGCACGUUGACCUCGCUGGAAACAAACUUGUUAUCAACGUGGUAUUCGACUUUCCAACAAUUGAAUCACUGGCCCUGGAGAUAUCGAGGGUUAGCUCUGGUGCAGAGGCCACCAGUCUUGACGCCAAGGACGAACAGGACGCGGCAAAUAUGCUACAGCGAUAUGCGAACUUCAGCCCCCAAACAAGAGAACCACGCAGCGGACGCAACCUGAGCCAAAAUAUUGUCCUGACCGGAGCGACUGGCUCCCUUGGGGCACAUCUACUGGACAAGCUGGCCCUCUCUUCAUCUGUCCACACUGUAUACUGUCUCGUAAGAGCAGCUUCCAAUGCUGAUGCGCAGCAGCGAGUCGAGAAAUCACUGGAAGAGAGAAACUUGAGAGCAAACUUUCCAGAAGAGCUGCCGCAAAAGAUAACUUGCUUGGCGUCUGAUCUCUCAGAUAUAUACUUGGGUCUCGGAGAGAACGUAUUUCGCUCCAUCGCUAGAGACGUUGAUACAGUCUAUCACUGUGGAUGGACCGUCAACUUCAAUCAGCGUUUAAGCACAUUCGAGAACUCAUGUAUAGCAGGCGUUCGCCAUCUGAUAGAUCUCUGUUUGGCCGACUCCGGUUCAGACGCACCGCGUUUCGUCAUGUUUAGUUCCAUUGGCACGAUCAUGGGUACUUCAGAAGACGUCAUCCCUGAGAGACUGCCAAAGUCUCUUGCAGAAGCAAACCGGACUGGAUACUCGCGCUCCAAGUGUGUCGCAGAGCAAAUCUGUGCCAAAGCUGCCGCUGAGGCUGGUCUUCCAGUAGCCAUCGUCAGAAUUGGUCAGAUUGUUGGCGAUACUAUCAAUGGCGUCUGGAAUACAUCUGAGGCGGUGCCAUUGAUGAUCAGAUCAGCUCAAACGAUCGGAGCACUGCCGACUUUACAAGAGCGAGUCCGAUGGCUGCCUGUCGAUGAUGUGGCACAGAUUGUUAUCGAGAUUGGAUCAAGCGAUGCUAUAGUAGCAAACGAGGCCUCUGUCUUCAACAUCGUGAAUCCUCAUACUCUCAAGUGGACAGAAGACUUGCUCCCUCUGCUGAACCAGAAUGGUCUGGCCUUCCAAGCCGUUCCACCUUCCGAGUGGCUCAAACGACUUGAAGAGUCUGCUCUUGACCCCAAGGGAAAUCCGCCGAGAAAGUUGCUUGAGUACUUUAGAAGGCAAUGCCAGCACCAGGGUAGUGAUGAUCGCGAGUGGGAGACAAGUAGGGCAGAAAAAUGCUCCCCGACCUUCAAUAGGUCGCGUGCACCGAGUCCGCAGUUGAUUUCGGUCAUACUUGACUAUUUCACAAGGUCCUGGAAGAUGUAG